GAGUGCCUUGAUUAGUUCAAUUUACUUCAUCAGCACUCCCUUAACGGUCAAACAUCUCCAAAUACUUUUUAGUCGACGGAAUAGAGUUCUGCCUUCAGGUUAGGAGAUAUGACAAUUGUUUGAUUCUGGUAGGUAUUCCUAUUUUCCAGAAUCUAAGGGUGAAGAUGUGAUCAAUGCAUCCCCUGACUGGUCUUAUUCCUGCCUGGUUGUCUCGUGUUUGUUCCUCCCGAGCACCGCUUAGUCCACACAUGAUUAUUGAGCCUAGGAAUUCAGAUACUAUAUUGGUCAAGCUAGUCCCAGUAUGGUUUUCACAAGGAAACUUGUCACCCUUCUUGUACAUUGGGAUGACAAGUGAGUUACAUGAGUCCUACGGGACUAUCUCUGAUUCCCAAACGUUGCCUAGUGCCUUAGUUAGCCUAGACAGGAAUUUUUCGCCACUGUCCGUAAACACCUCUGAAGUCACUCCAUCAGGUCCCAUUGGUUUACCACGUUCCAGAUAAGAUACAGCUUUUGUAACCUCAGCUAGGGACGGUGUCUAUAUCUGUCUGUCUGUUUUUG
Messenger RNA from Trichobilharzia regenti, 558 nucleotides. NCBI's taxonomy places the organism in Eukaryota, Metazoa, Platyhelminthes, Trematoda, Strigeidida, Schistosomatidae. The record is from the annotation of a GenBank genome assembly.